GAUUGAACACCAUUGUCGUGUUUUUGUGUGGCUGUGAAGAUUUUUUAUAAUUGUGAAGCAUCGAGUUCUUUGAGCGGUUUUACUUUCGGAGGCGAUUGGGGGUGUAGGCUGGAAUUUGAAGGUGCUUGUGGAAGUGCAAAUGCAAUAGUGCCGCGACUGAAGAUGCUACAAUGUCCAGAAGUCGUGAUGAAAAUGAGCAGCUGAACUACGUGAUAACAAUUGCUUUUUUUGUCAUCGAUUGGUCGUCCAACACUCACAUUUUUGAAAUACCACUCACAACUAGUCCUUGGAGGGACUUUCCAGAACGACUACUUUGGGAUUGUCAACAAGCUCCUGGUAUUGGGUCUUAACGUUGUUUUAUAUCAUAUCAUAGUUUGGAUCUACAUCGAAACUGCUAAUAACCUGGCUCAAAACAAAAAAAAAAAUGAUUUGAAAGAACCAUGACACAGACUACUCUAUGUCGCCUCUGUGUUAAUAAUUGCAAUCAUUAUAAAAUGCUGUUCGAUGAGAAGGGUCAGAACAAUGAAAUAUAUGAAACUACAGUGAAAUAUUUCGAUCCGAUGCUUCUGAGCCUGGAGCAAGAAAAACAGCCGGUUAUAUGCGAGGUGUGCUGGCAACAUAUUGAUGAUUUCAAUAUCUUUCAGAAGUCGGUAAUACUUGCACAGACAAAGUUAAGUGAAUACGCCACAAAAACAGAGGCUAUUGUGAAGACCGAAGAUGAUUCUUGUUUUGAACCACCCGUAUCGGACAUACCGGAUCUUGCAGAACAUAUUGUAGAUCCCGUUGGUGAAUGUGAAGAUAGAACCCUUACCAACGCUAAUAUUGAUGAGGAUAAAAACGAUUUCAUGGGGUUUUCAGCUGAAUUCGAAAUACUUGAUGGACGUAGCGAUUUGCAGUUUAGUUCAGAGGAUGAAAAACCUUUAUUGGAAUGUUUGAAAACGCGAAACAAAAAAGUUCCCAAGAUGUCUACUCGCAAGAAGAGGGAAAAACCUACAGGAAACCAAGCUGGCAUUAAAAUUCCCAAAAAACGUGACAGGAAAUCUAAAGCAGAAUCAUUAAAGAGUACAAAGUCUUCCAAUAAGGAAAGAAAGGAAAAAGUAUCAAAUGAAAGUGUGGAGAGCAUAAACGAUAAUCUCCUCAAAGAUUUGAAGUUGGAGGAUUCAACAUGUUCAAACGAAGAAAUGGUGAGAAGCUACUCGAUACUAGUUUUGGAAAGAGAACAUCGAAAGAAAUCGAUGAAUUCAUAGCCCAAUGGAAGCAAGAUUUAGAUUGCUACCUAUGCAGUGGAACUGCACCGAGUAUGUUUGCACUGAGACAACAUUUUCGAAAGGAACACCAUAAUAAAAGAUGCUACGUUCUUUGCUGCCAACGUAAACUCAGUCGUCGACAUCAAUUGGAAGAACACAUUCGAGUGCACGUCGAUCCUGGAGCCUUUAAAUGCCAACUUUGUGGAAAAUGCUGCACCAAUAAAAGAACUUUAAGCAAUCAUAUGUACGAGCAUCAUACACAACAAGGACCGGAACGUUCCUUUGAAUGUCCAAUAUGUCAGAAACGUUUUGCAAAGAAACCUGUAUGGAAGAGGCAUAUGGAAAUUCACGAACCCAAUAAAGAUCAUGUUUGCAAAGAAUGCGGCAAAGGUUUUCCAACGGAACAAAGACGGAUUGUUCACCAGCACAUGGUACAUAACGUUGAACGUGUGUGUGACCAAUGCGGCAAAAUUUUUUGUGGCAUUUACACCCUUCGCCAACAUCUACUGGAACAUGCAGGUGUGGAGCGACGUAAGUGGCCAUGUGAUCAGUGCACUGCCCAGCUCAAUACACACACCAGUCUAAAGCGCCAUAAACAGGUGGCUCAUAACGACCGCAGUACAGUAUACAUUUGUAGCGAAUGCGGAAAAGUUGCAUCAUCCUCUAUAACUCUGCUCAGUCAUAAGAAAUAUGUCCAUAAAGCACCUCGAAAAUUCAAAUGCACAAUAUGUGAAAAGGCGUUUAAGACCAAUCUUGCACUACCCGAGAAUAUGGCGAGUCAUACAGGAGAAGAUCUUUACACCUGUCCACAUUGUCCGAAAACAUUUAAAGUUAGCUCCAAUAUGCAUCAUCAUCGAAAAAAGGCCCACCCAAUUGAGUGGGCAGAAGCCAGACUAAAGAAACCCAUGACUGCAAGUAUAGAUAUGAAACAGGAAACAGGAAAUUGUUAUGUGAAAUACAUGUACGAGUACAUACAAAGUAAAAAAAUAAAAAUAAAAUUUAACACACGCGACCUUUUGCUUUCUAGACCAGAUCUACCAAUAAAUAGUUCAUCCAAGGUCCAAAUUCGCAAGAUUUUAAAUAAAUAAGUUUCCAAAAAUUGGUUGUUAUUGUGGCCAGUACAUACUUGCAUGGGUUGUCAAGUUUUUGUUGUCCCCCGCCGAUCGCUUGGACAACGCAUACAACUUGGUUGUUAUUGAAGCCACAUCUGCAUGUGAAGGUUUUAAGCACGUUCCGGACCAUACGACCGAUCGCCGCGGAACAUGUUGUUGUUGUUGCUAUAGCCACAUUCUCAGGUGAAGGUGGCGAUCCUCGUCAAGCUCCUGUAGGUGAGCAAACUCGUUCCGGUCCAAAGGACCGAUCGCCGCUGGAACGGGGUGGCCAUUUAUCCCGUUCCAGGCCGCGGAAACAUGAUGGCCUUUAGUUAUUUAGAGGCGCCAAUAACUUGCAUUAACAUAUCGAGUAUCAUAGUUACUCAGUAUUUAAGCAAGAGCCGGUACCGCCCGGCCUCUAACUAUUGUAGAAUUAAAAGUAAACACACAGUAAUGCAAACAAUACUAAAUUUUUUUGAAUAAUUAUAGUAAGAGUUGACUCUUAUAUAAGUAAAAUAUAAAAAUCGAUAUUAUAAAUCAAGCAUA
Molecule: messenger RNA, 2884 nt
Organism: Stomoxys calcitrans (stable fly)
Lineage: Eukaryota; Metazoa; Arthropoda; Insecta; Diptera; Muscidae
Product: transcription factor grauzone-like
Exons: 3
Coding region: 1166-2335 (389 amino acids)
Cellular component (GO): nucleus
Source: RefSeq, a predicted model, not a curated record